Messenger RNA from Onychostoma macrolepis, 4691 nucleotides. Its product is annotated as cytochrome P450 4V2. The record is from RefSeq and is a predicted model, not a curated record. Gene Ontology annotation, molecular function: iron ion binding; oxidoreductase activity, acting on paired donors, with incorporation or reduction of molecular oxygen; monooxygenase activity. The transcript is spliced from 11 exons. Lineage: Eukaryota; Metazoa; Chordata; Actinopteri; Cypriniformes; Cyprinidae. Bases 198 to 1730 code for a protein of 510 amino acids.
CGAGAGGCACUUAACCCACAGAUAACCUGCAUGUGUCCCAGUUAUGUAUCAUUACUCCAUCUGUUUGAUAAGCCUAGGGUGUUUUUUUUCUCUCUGUUUGUACUAAGCAAGUGAAACAGUUAAGUCUGAAGUUCACGGUGAAGCAGCCUGUGCACUUCAUUCAGAGUAUUAGCUACGGCCAGCUUCAUCCAAACAAAAUGGGCGUCCUUUUUGGAUUAUACAUCUUGGGGAUUAUAUUCACAGCCGUUCUUUUACUUCUGUUGGCAUCUACUACAUAUCAUCCACUUAAAAAUUAUAUAGGAAAAUGGAAUGAAAUGAGACCAAUUCCAGGAAUGCCAGGCGCUUAUCCAAUCAUUGGUAAUGCACUGCAGUUCAAAACCAAUGCAGGCGAUUUUUUUAACCAGAUUAUUGAGGGCACAAAUGAAAACAGACACCUUCCUCUAGCAAAGGUUUGGGUGGGUCCAGUCCCCUUUCUGGUCCUGUAUCAUGCAGAGAAUAUUGAGGUGGUCCUCAGCAAUUCCAGACACCUUGACAAGUCAUACUCAUACAGGUUCUUGCACCCCUGGCUCGGCACAGGCCUGCUCACCAGCACAGGGGAGAAGUGGCGUAACCGGCGUAAAAUGCUUACUCCAACCUUCCACUUCUCCAUCCUCUCCAACUUCCUGGAGGUGAUGAAUGAACAAACCGAUAUUUUGAUUCAAAAGAUGCACAAGCACAUGGACGGAGAACCAUUCAACUGCUUCAGCUACAUAACAUUAUGUGCUUUGGACAUCAUAUGUGAAACAGCAAUGGGAAAGAAGAUCUAUGCUCAGAGCAAUUCUGACUCUGAGUAUGUCCAAAGUGUCUAUAAGAUGAGUGACAUCAUCACCAAGAGACAGAGAGCACCAUGGCUGUGGCUAGACUGGAUCUACAACAAGUUAAAGGAAGGCAAAGAACAUUCCAAAAGACUGAAGAUUCUCCAUUACUUCACUGCAAGUGUCAUCAAGGAGAGAGCAAAGUUCAUGAGUUCUGAACCUGACAGUGAUUCUGACCAGGGGCCAAGGAAAAGACAGGCCUUCUUAGAUAUGCUGUUAAAAACUACUUAUGAGGAUGGACAGAAUUUAAGUCAUGAGGACAUUCAGGAGGAAGUGGACACCUUCAUGUUUGAGGGUCAUGAUACCACAGCAGCUUCAAUGAACUGGGCUUUACAUCUGAUUGGCUCCCACCCUGAGGUCCAGAAGGCAGUGCAGGCAGAACUACAGGAAGUGUUCGGUUCUUCAGACCGCCACGUGGGGGUGGAGGACCUGAAAAAGCUGCGCUACCUGGAAUGUGUCAUCAAGGAGAGUCUGCGGAUCUUCCCCUCUGUGCCUCUGUUUGCACGCAGCAUCUGCGAGCCCUGUCACAUCAAUGGGUUCAAGGUCCCAAAAGGAGUGAAUGCUGUUAUCAUACCAUAUGCUCUUCACCGGGACCCGCGCUACUUUCCAGAACCUGAGGAAUUUCGACCGGAAAGGUUUCUGCCAGAGAACAGCAAAGGGAGGCAUCCAUAUGCGUACAUCCCUUUCUCUGCAGGGCCAAGAAACUGCAUCGGCCAGCGCUUCGCCAUGAUGGAGGAGAAGGUAGUUCUUGCUACGAUCUUGCGUCGCUUUGACGUAGAGGCGUGUCAGAGCCGUGAGGAACUGCGGCCUCUGGGGGAACUCAUUCUGCGUCCAGAGAAGGGCAUUUGGAUCAAACUACAAAGAAGAACCAAAUAACUCUCACCACCAUUAAAACUUAAGGUAGCUUUAGUUCUCAAAUCACUGACGUUCUAGAGAGUUGUUGUGCUGCUAUGAGCAAAUUCAAACACAGCUUACUGACUUCUUUUUCAUUUGCAUUUUCUGUGCUGAUUUUAUUGGAUAUUUUGUAGAACAAUGGAAAAGGAGAGCUGAGAGUACCAGACUUGUAUUGGUAGCUAAAGGCGUAAUCAAAUUAGUCUAAAUUUUAUAUAAACAAACACCCAAGGAGAGGCAGAAGUUUCCAUGUGGAGCUAGUUUUAAGUUAGAAAUAGUGUCGAUAGCACAAAAUAAGUCAAGAUGGGGUGAUCAGUUUGUUGACUACCCCAACACAGCUACUUACCCCAUAAAUGUAUAUAAUAUAUUGAUUUGAGUUUAAAUUAUUUCAUCAUGAGAGAAGAAAUAGACAGCUGAGUAUAGUACAUGAAACUUGCACAGCAAGUGCAACAACUAUAAAUUACGCAGUCUAGUGGUCAUUAAAUAACUACAUUUAACUACAAAAUGACUCAAUAUAACUGAUAUCAAAAUAUUUCAGAAUAUUAGAAUCAAGUCUGUAAAUCAACUGAAUUGAGGUAAAACUAUAUUUGCACUUACCUAUGUUUUGAAAACAAAUGUGUAGAUAUUUCAUAAAUCUUAAUGUUUUUUUCUGUUUUGCUGAAUGCAUGACCAAUAAACAUAAAAAUAUUUAAUUUAGUUUUACUUAAAUACUAAGCUUGCAUACAUUUAACAUGGCUGCAUACUGCUUUUCUUUCUUUUGAUCUGAACGUACAAAUUUGAUCAUUUGAUUUCAGACAUAUACUGCCAUUUAAAAGUUUUAAAGAAAUACUUUUAUUCAGCAAGUACGCAAUAAAUUGAUCAAAGGUGGUUGUAAAAACAUUGAAAGGGUUACUAAAGAUUUAUCUAUCAGAUUAUACAAAAUAGCAGAACUGUUUUCAACAUUGAUAAUAUUAAGAAAUAUUUCUUGAGCAGCAAAUCAGCAUAUUAGAAUAAUUUCUGAAGGAUCGACACUGACGACUAAUGGUUGCUGAAAAUUCAACUUUGCAUCACAGGAAUAAAUGACUUUUUAAUAUAUAUUAAAAUAAGCAAGCUAUUAUUCUGAUCAAAUAAAUCCAGUGAGCAUACGUGACUUCUUUCCAAAGCAUUACAAAUUUUACCAACUCCAGACUUUUGAACAGUAGUGUAUUUUAGAUGAUUGGAAAAGUACUUUAAGUUGCAGCCAGAGUUGCAAUAUUUGGUAGUCUCAAAUUCACACAUCUGUUGCAAAAAUGCCAAGCAAUAAAGCAUCUGGCAUUAAAGCCCUCAAGGCUCUCCAUUAUUAGUCAGCUCGAAUCACUGGACGAAAACAAAUCUUUGGCAAAAUACUAAACCGUGUCUGCACAUCCAGACAUACCAGAUACCAUUGGCAGCUUAUUCAAAUACACAGGUUGAAUAUAAGUAACUCUUUAAUCAAACUGACAUUCAUGUCAGUGGAAUGUCUGGAGGCUUUCAUUUAGUGGAAAUGUUUUCUUUAAUUAAAAGGGAAAUUUCGGUCUCUGUGUGUAUUUUGUCCUUGUCAACAAAACACUUUAAAAAAGCAGCUCAAAAUGAUUUUCAUCAAAAGAUCCAUUUAGCUCAGAAAUGUGACAUAAAACAUACCAUGCCUUUGAUAUUAAUUGGGGCAGUGAUUAUAAUUUGUUUGUUUAUCUGGAGCAUGAGCAACAACCGAAUUUGUCCUCGGGGAGAUUUUGCUAAUUAUAUGAAUUUGCAUGAAUAAGUUUCUCAGUCAUCAGUCUGUGAUGUCCAGUACCGAAUAUAUUUCUUUAAGCAUUUCUUCACAGCUUUUCUUUUGAUGCCGUCACCUGUAGAAUUGUGCUCUUGUUCUGAGCAGAAGCCACUAAUGCACUUUGAGCCUGUUCUCUCAGCUCAUUUGGAGUCAUUUGGGGUUGAUGGGUAAUAAGGAGCAGGGCUCCUCCACAGAGAGGCAGUGUUGCUCUGAGCAGUGUCGGUGAGAGGACACCACACAGACUGAUGGGAAAAUCAGUUGACCCUGCCAAGCCCCAAACCGCUACUGCAACUUCACUGAGAACAAAUCAAGAAAAUCCCAUGUGAUGCACAGACUACAACACAAACCUCUAGUUAAAACUUAUCUUAAAUGCAUGUUUCUCCUGUUACUGAGAUGAGUAGAAAUAUUUAUGUACAUUUCCUAGCUGCUCAAAGUGAUUGUGAUUGCAGUUGUAUGGCUUUGUACCAUUUUUUUUGUUUGUUUGUUUUUUAAAUACACAUUGUGUCUACUAGUACUCUUACAUGGUGACAGAUAAUAAAUGAGUAUUCUGGGUAAAUUGUAUAGUAAUAUAUCAAUCCAUAAUUAAUUAUUGGCAAAAAAAAAAAGGAAAUAUUUAAAAUUGAUGAAACAGAUUAGAGCUUGAAGGGUUAUACUGUAAGUGAACAUGUGCAUACAUACCUUAGAGAUGAGAGAUUUCAAAGAGGUUUACAUUCCAUCUGUGUUAUUAGAUCUGUGUCACUCAGAAAGCAGGAAAUCAUUUACAGGUUAACAACAGUUUUGAAUCUCAAGCUCUUUGUUUUGAAACCAGCAUAUGGUCACGACUCCUGACCAUACUUGAAUAAAAAAAUAAAUUUUUAAAAACACACAUAGAGAUUGAGAGAGGAACACUGAAAACUGUUUUUUCUUCAUUUCAAAUUAUAUAAUCAGAAACAAACUGAGUGAAAGUUUAACUAAAAUAAAAUUAGACGCCAUCCUAUAUUUGAUCUUAUGAUUAUUUAUAAUAAUAAAGGGUCACACUUUAUAUUAGGUGGCCUAAACUACUAUGUACUUACAUCAAAAAAUGUACAAUGUACUUAUUGUGUUCAUACUGUAUUACAAAACACUUUUGCUGCUAUUGAGGUGAGAUACUGGUAAGGUUAGGGACAGGUUUGGUGGUCUGGGUAGGUUUAAGGGUGGGUUAA